AGCUCUCUCAAUCCUCACAUCAUCCCCAAGUACAUCUCCCCUUUCCGACGACGAAGUUCUGCGCAGUUGCAAUGGCUUCCAAACCAAAGGCAACACGCCCAAAGGCCACUCGCGCUAAAGCAAAGGACAAUCGCAAAAAGGCCAACUUACCUGCCGCGAAGCACAAACGUGCGAAAGUCACGCGCCAAUCCGAAGACACGCAGACGCGUCCUGAAGAGGAAGCUGAGGCACUAAUCGACUCCAAAUCGUCCCAGUCGCCAUUCCUGAACUUGCCCGCUGAGCUCCGGAACAGGAUUUACGAAUACGCUCUCACUAUUCCUACUGGUUUGGAUGUCGGUCCUGUGCACGCACGUUGCGAGGGCGACAAGCAUUGUUGCGCUGGCAGACUGGAGAUCUUCAAGACUCCUGACUCGAAGGAGGACUGGGCCCUGGGCCUUCUUGAGACCAACAAGCAGAUACGCCGCGAAGCAGAACCUAUCGUCUACAGCUGCAACCAUUUCGUCUUCGAUAGCUUCACUCAUCUGGACGAGGUCCUAUGCUUCGUCGGCCUAGACAUGGCACGACGGAUCCGCAGCAUAACAGUCGAAGACUUACCAGACCCAGAUGACCUACUCAUACACUCGCUCUCACGCGAUUGCCUAGACAUAUGCCGCAAUAUGCCCAGCAUCGACAUUCUCGCGUUCCAAAUACUCACGCAGGAAGAAGUCGACGAGCGGAGUCAACAGUGGGCCGAUAUAUAUCACAAGCAAGUGAAACAGCAGCACAGAAGUAACCGACUAAGCCCGGCAUUAGAACCGCUUCAAAACACAAGACUGGAAAGCUGGAACGAUCAGAAGGGUAUCGAUCGAAGCACGAUAUACAUUCAAUGGCCGGCUAAGAGGACCGUCAUCCGACUUGACGGAAACAGGGAGGGAAGCGAUAUGACAAAACAGAGCGAAACAUCCUCACCGAGAAGCCCUUACAAAUAUGAGUCACAAGAUGCAGGAGAUAGUAUGACCAGCACGAACAUGGCAUUUUGGUACUCACCCUCAACCCAUGAAAGGUGA
Messenger RNA from Pseudovirgaria hyperparasitica, 1046 nucleotides. RefSeq lists its product as uncharacterized. The record is from RefSeq and is a predicted model, not a curated record. The coding region runs from base 72 to 1046 and encodes 324 amino acids. Lineage: Eukaryota; Fungi; Ascomycota; Dothideomycetes; Acrospermales; Acrospermaceae. The transcript has 2 exons.